AUGAAUAUAUCAAAACUAAUAUUUUUACUCAUAUCGCUAGAAAGUGUUUCAUUAUCAUUCUCGAUUGAAAAAGCUAUUCUAUCAUUUAUUGAUGUAUUCAUUUCAAAAGCUACCGAUAAUGUUUUCUGGACCUCUAUUUGUACUAUUGAAGCUAUAUCAUGGAUUUUUUUAAUUUCCCUUUCCAAUAUUCCCACAUUUGUUUCAUAUUGA
Messenger RNA from Dictyostelium discoideum AX4, 210 nucleotides. RefSeq lists its product as hypothetical. Bases 1 to 210 code for a protein of 69 amino acids. The record is from RefSeq and is a predicted model, not a curated record. NCBI's taxonomy places the organism in Eukaryota, Evosea, Eumycetozoa, Dictyosteliales, Dictyosteliaceae. The transcript has a single exon.